This is a messenger RNA of Ipomoea triloba (trilobed morning glory), 1751 nucleotides long. RefSeq names its product serine decarboxylase. The coding region runs from base 1 to 1458 and encodes 485 amino acids. Gene Ontology annotation, biological process: carboxylic acid metabolic process. The transcript has 5 exons. The record is from RefSeq and is a predicted model, not a curated record. Lineage: Eukaryota; Viridiplantae; Streptophyta; Magnoliopsida; Solanales; Convolvulaceae. Gene Ontology annotation, molecular function: pyridoxal phosphate binding; carboxy-lyase activity.
AUGUUUGGCGCGGUUCUUCCCAACGGGAAUGCGGCAGCGGCGGCGAAGGUUGAGCUUUUCGCUGACGGUCGGUUUAAUCCGACGGCUAUUGUGACGGAGCCGGUGCCUCCUCCGGUGGACUCCGACAAACUGGAUUCACCCCCUGCCGCCAAUGGAGGGAAGGCGGAUAAGAGGGAGAUAGUGUUAGGGCGGAACAUGCACACCACGUCCUUGGAGGUCACGGAGCCUGAUGCAGACAACGAAUCCACUGGAGAUAAGGAGGCCUACAUGGCUAGCGUCUUGGCUCGUUACCGUAAGACUCUUGUCGAGCGGACCAAGUAUCAUCUAGGGUAUCCAUACAAUCUGGAUUUUGAUUAUGGAGAUCUUUCACAGUUGCAGCAUUUCUCCAUUAAUAACCUUGGUGAUCCAUUUAUUGAGAGCAACUAUGGUGUCCACUCAAGGCAGUUUGAAGUGGGUGUUUUAGAUUGGUUUGCCCGUUUGUGGGACAUUGAAAAAGAUGAAUACUGGGGUUAUAUUACAAACUGUGGGACUGAGGGGAAUCUUCAUGGAAUCCUUGUUGGGAGAGAAGUCUUUCCUGAUGGAAUUUUGUAUGCUUCAAGAGAGUCACACUAUUCAGUGUUUAAAGCUGCACGAAUGUAUAGAAUGGAAUGCGUAAAGGUUAACACUUUAAUCACUGGUGAGAUUGAUUGUGCAGACUUCAAGAUUAAGCUUCUUCCUAACAAAGAUAAACCAGCAAUUAUCAAUGUUAACAUAGGAACAACUGUGAAGGGGGCUGUUGAUGAUCUUGAUCUUGUUAUACAAACCCUUGAAGAAUGUGGGUAUUCACAUAAUCGGUUUUAUAUACACUGUGAUGGAGCCCUCUUUGGACUUAUGAUGCCAUUUGUGAAACGUGCACCAAAAGUUUCUUUCAAGAAGCCUAUUGGCAGUGUUAGCGUUUCUGGUCACAAGUUUGUGGGAUGCCCAAUGCCCUGUGGCGUUCAAUUAACAAGGUUAGACCACAUCAAUGCACUCUCAAGCAACGUGGAGUACCUUGCUUCAAGGGAUGCCACCAUCAUGGGAAGCCGAAAUGGCCAUGCUCCAAUCUUUCUCUGGUACACACUGAAUAGGAAAGGGUACAAGGGCUUCCAGAAAGAAGUCCAAAAGUGUCUUAGGAAUGCACACUACCUAAACGACAAGCUUAGAGGAGCUGGAAUCAGUGCGAUGCUGAAUGAGCUUAGUAGCACUGUAGUGUUUGAGAGACCUAAAGACGAGGAGUUUGUUCGGCGCUGGCAGCUCGCUUGCGAAAGAAACAUGUCGCACGUUGUCGUGAUGCCCAGUGUAACAGUCGAGAAGCUGGACUGUUUUCUUGACGAAUUGAUUCAAGCUCGGUCAGUUUGGUACGAAGAUGAGAAUUCAAAACCUCCUUGUCUUGCAGAAGAUGUAGGGAUUGAAAACUGUUGCUGUGAUCUCCACAAAUGAUGCAAUAAUCCAGAAGGCCGCAGCUUCAUUCUAGGUUUGUGUUUGCCAGUGUGAUAGUGUAGUACCAAUUUUAGAUUUACAUUUGAAGUAAUAUGUUAUUGGGUUUCCAUGUCGCAGAAGUCGUCGUAUGUAUUAGUUCUGAAUCUAAUAGUCGUUGGUUUAGAAUUUGUUUCCUCGGGCUUUCAGUGUGACUUUUAAUUCUUACGAAUACGAAUGUAUUAUUUUCGUAUUCAUUUUAGUGUUCAAAACAAUAUGCACUACAUAUUAAUAAACCUGCGACACUUUCCUGACGA